Messenger RNA from Anopheles marshallii, 2763 nucleotides. Its product is annotated as G-protein coupled receptor moody. Gene Ontology annotation, cellular component: membrane. Lineage: Eukaryota; Metazoa; Arthropoda; Insecta; Diptera; Culicidae. The transcript has 7 exons. Bases 1 to 2763 code for a protein of 920 amino acids. Gene Ontology annotation, biological process: neuropeptide signaling pathway. The record is from RefSeq and is a predicted model, not a curated record. Gene Ontology annotation, molecular function: neuropeptide receptor activity.
AUGAGACCUCCAACACUUAGCGAUGGGAAAGUCAUUCCGGAGGAGUUUAUGGCGGCGGUGAUGCAGGUGCUGCUGGGUGAGAAGAACUACAGCGCGGACAGUGACUACAGUGCCCCGUAUCUGAAACCGGUCGUCGCACGCAUUUAUCCGCUGUUCAUCCUGCUGUACGCGAUACCGACCGCCCUUGGGCUGACGCUCAACGUGAUGAUCAUCGUCUACAUCAGCAAGUACAAGCUGUACCGUGAUGUAACGCACGCGUUCCUCGUCAACCUGGCCGUCUGUCACUGUGUGCAGUGUGCGUUCGUGCUGCCGAUCACGCUGAUGGUCAUGAUCAUCCAGAACUGGGUGUUCGGGCAGUUUCUGUGCUUCUUUUUGCCGUUGCUGCAGGACAUCCCGCUGCACGUGGCCAUGCUGUCGCAUCUGCUGAUUGCCUGGGACCGCAAGCGUUGGCUCACCGAUCCGCUGAAGGUGCGGCUGCCGGCGUUCGUGUGCAGCUGCGCUUCCUGGCUGGCCGGUUUGGUCAUCGCCCUGCCGUACCCGAUCUACACCACCUAUCUGGACAUUGGGAUCUAUCUUACGAAUUUUGCCGGCGUGGGAAUUUGUGCGGUCAACCUGGUAGAUGACAUGCAAGAGUAUAUGCGCGGUCUGUUCGUGAUCAUGUACUGCGCACCGAUGACUCUGCUUGGCUAUCUCUACAUCCGCACGUCCCGCGAGCUGCGCCCCCCGGACGGGCCACUCUCGAUAAUGAUGUUCGAGGCCCGGGCCGAAGCUCGCAGCCGUCAAAUACGCCUGUCCAAUGCUGGCCGUGGUAAAAGUGCUAAAGGCGGAUCUGGAGGAAGUGGUCGCGAUGAAACGCCGGAACAGACAGGUGCGGGCUCGGCGUCAACGGCCUCGGCGGCAGUCUCGGCGUCGGCCAACCUGAGCGGCAACUCCCGGACAUACGAUCUGUACGAUGCGGAGGCGGACGUCAACCGGGAGAAGCGCACCCAACGUCACCUGGGUGCGAUGGCAUCGUCCCAGGUACUGUGCGUCUGCCCAUUAAUGAUCCUCAGGCUCGCCCGGAUGACGGUGGCGGAGACGUACGAGAACCAGGCACACUACGACAUUACCUUUCUGAUGUUCGUCUGGAUCGCCUUCCUGCCGACUAUCAUCGUGCCGUGGAUGUAUGCGUCCUGGGUGCUCUCGAAACCAACUAAGGAGCGUUUACGAGGCUAUUUGCGACUGUCAUCACGUCGUAACACAAAUACCCGCUCGGAGCACUCGCUGGACGAAACGGGCAGCACGCCAACGGGACAAACCCAAGGUAAGCAUGCGUCCUCCGCCACCCCAAUGGCCGUGUCGGUGGGCCCACUGAAACCGUCAACCGGGACUGCUGGACGCCCCGGGUCUCCGUCCCACCGUCGGUCGGCAUCCGGCCGUUCUGGCGCCCGCGCCUCUUCGCUGCAGUCCGAGGUGACGCUCAAUGUGGCGCACGGUACUGCUACAACCUCGAUGAGCAUCGGCAGCGAACCAACCAAGUCCCCCGCCAGCAGCAGUGCGCGCACGGUCGAGACCACCAUUUCGCGCCAGUCGUCAAUGGGGCGGCCGCGCCGUCAGCUGCCACCGCCACUGCGCAUCGAGGAGAGUAACUUCCACAAGACGCCGUCGGUGAAGUCGGGCCGCACGCUCACGUCCUCCGCCCACAACUCGUCCGUCCGUUCGACGGCAAGCCGUGCGAGCAGGACCAGCAGCACGGCCCCACUCUACCCGCGCCGGUAUAGUGCCCACAGUCGGCAAACCUCACAGCUGUCCCAGGCGGAAGAUGAGGACGAUGUGAGUUCGCUCGUGGGCAACAGCUCGGACAUCACUUCCAGCACGUACUGUCCGGAUGCGGGACCCCUGUACGCAGACGAUCCGCUCGGUGCCAGUGCGCGGCGUUCGCACAGUGGGGCGCUCGUGGGUACGCUCGGUGCCCCGUACCGACGCCGCAGUUCCGCACAAACGCAAGCGUCUUCGCAUAUGUCCUCGACACGCCCCCUCUACCCAUCCGCUGCGGACGAUCGUGACGAGGGUGAAUCGAUUGCCGGGGGCGGCGGUGGGGCUGGUGGCGGUGCAUCAGGUGCCGGUGGCGACGACGAUGACGACGAGUCGGAGAUCUUCAGCUCGGUGUCGCAGCCCUCCGCACGCAAGCGCCCGGUAGGCAUCCUGAAGGCAACACCCUCGAUCGUGUCGAUCAGCGAGAGUGAGUACUCGUCGCGCAAGGGCUCGUUCAGCACGCUGUCGCGCGACCUGGAGAUCAUCGACCAGCUCGAGCGCGAACGCAGCAUGGACAUACAGGAGAUGAUCCAGCGCGAGAAAAGCUACGAGCAGUACCUGGUGCGCCAGAACUCCAAGCUCAAGUUCUCCACCAACUUCGACGACUACUUCGAGGCGGCGGCGGCAGCCGUCUCGGCCAGCCUGCCCGAACCACCGGCACCCUCACACCAGACCGGGGGCGCCCAGCUGCCACCGCAGCCCUCGGCCCAGCUGCCCGCACCUCCGCCGAACGCGGGAAGCAUCUCGCCCCGGCGUGCCAGGUCUCCGAUGCAUCGGCGCAGCAGUCAGCUGCCGGCCGGUGUGCCGCUACCGUCCGUCGGCCCACUGGCCAGCGAACGUACGCAGGCGUUCGGGCCCAGGCGCUCCAUCGAGCUCGAGCGUCGGUUCCACCGGACGUACUCCACGAGUGGUUCGACGCGCAGCUCCACCAAGUCGCGGGAUCGCAUCACCUUCCAGGACGAUGUCUGA